UUUUAGCUCCAAGUCUGCAGCCGCCAACCUUUCCAAUUUCAAUCUUCACUAGUCGCUGGCUGACGCCCCCUAUUUCUUAUUCAACUCUCAACCCUACAACCUUCAUUCGCAGAAAGCCGCUGUCCAAUUUCCCCAUUUUCCCUUUUCCGCCGCCGCCGCCGCCGCCGGGAUGAAACCCCCUACCCUCUCCCUCCACCACCACCACCGUCUUACCAUUCCCUUCCUCCACAGGCCUACCAGCAUUUCUCUUUCUCCCUCCCCUCGUGUCUCCAAUGCCCCCUUCACGGUCCGCAUGUCCCUCAAAGAAGAUGGCCCCUCCGUCGCCAUUGUCGGAGUCACCGGGGCCGUUGGCCAAGAAUUCCUGUCUGUUCUAUCCGAUCGAGACUUUCCAUACCGGUCCCUCAAGCUACUGGCAUCCAAACGCUCCGCUGGAAAAACCCUCACUUAUGAGAACCGAAACUACACCAUCGAAGAAUUGACCGAAAACAGCUUCCAUGAUGUUGACAUUGCUCUCUUCAGUGCCGGCGGGAGUAUAAGCAAGAAGUUUGGACCUAUAGCCGUUGAGAAGGGCACCAUUGUGGUAGAUAAUAGCUCGGCAUUUAGGAUGGACGAGGGGAUUCCGCUUGUGAUACCGGAAGUCAACCCUGAGGCGAUGGAAGGCAUUAAGCUCAAGAGUGGAAAGGGGGCGCUUAUUGCAAAUCCAAAUUGCUCCACUAUUAUUUGCCUCAUGGCUGCCACUCCAUUGCAUCGUCGUGCGAAAGUAACACGAAUGGUUGUCAGUACUUACCAGGCUGCGAGUGGUGCAGGUGCUGCAGCAAUGGAAGAGCUUGAACAGCAGACUCGUGAGUAUGCUUUUAACUUAUUCUCACAUAAUGCGCCAGUCCUUUCAAAUGGAUACAAUGAAGAGGAGAUGAAAUUAGUUAAAGAGACAAGAAAAAUAUGGAAUAAUAAGGAUGUCAAAGUUACUGCCACCUGUAUAAGAGUACCUGUCAUGCGUGCUCAUGCUGAGAGUGUGAAUCUUCAAUUUAAGACACCUUUAGAUGAGAACACAGCAAGAGAGAUUCUCAGCAAUGCUCCCGGUGUAGUGGUUAUCGAUGACCGUGCAGCCAAUUACUUCCCGACCCCUCUAGAUGUUUCUAACAAAGACGAUGUUGCAGUUGGAAGAAUACGACAAGAUGUUUCCCAGGAUGGCAACUAUGGGUUGGACAUUUUUGUUUGUGGCGAUCAAAUACGCAAAGGUGCUGCUCUUAAUGCUGUCCAGAUUGCUGAGAUGUUGCUAUAGACAUGAACUUCAUUUUGUCGUGAGGCUUGAUUUCGAAAGUAUUUAUGGUUAGAUGUUCUGUCUUAUUUCCCAAAAUCCUCAAACUGGGGAUAAGUUGCCGGGGAGAAACACACACUCAAAAUUUUGGUAGCUCGGUGUCUUGCAUUCUACAUCAUUUUUGUGUAUUUCAAUGAAAAAAAGAUUUUUCAUCUUUUAGCUGGA
Messenger RNA from Sesamum indicum (sesame), 1483 nucleotides. The record is from RefSeq and is a predicted model, not a curated record. NCBI's taxonomy places the organism in Eukaryota, Viridiplantae, Streptophyta, Magnoliopsida, Lamiales, Pedaliaceae.